AUGACAGCUCUAUCCAAGGCCGCCACCAAGGCGUCGACUCGCCUUUUCCUCCUCGUCUUCACAUUAAUACUUGCCCUCUCUACACAUACCCACCAUUAUACCUUUGCUCAGACGGCACCUCCAUUUACCCCUGUUCCAGUUUGGGCCCCAGCAUCUGUCAAGACGGCAACUCGCCUCUUCAUUCUUAGUGGCUACAGUACACUUACCCCAGCAGCCGACACCAACAUCGCAGCCCCCACUGCAGACCAAUUCUUCUUUCUCGAUCUUGCAAAAUCAUGGACGAGCUCGGCUCCCGCAUGGACUUUGGUCACCCCAGCGAGUACUGGUUUGGCCAAUCCCCAACAAGUCAACUUUCCGGGGACAUCCUCAUCCGACCAAAAAAAGCUUUACUUCUUUGGCAUCCCCGGCCCUAACUCCGUCUACCAGUUUAAUCUCGACACUGCACAAUGGUCUCCUGCGAAAGCCUCUUUCCUGGAACCCACUCGAAAAGGAUCUGGGACUGUGACAGACCCUAGCACAAACCUGGUUUAUAUGGCAGGAGGAUAUUCAGGUACCAAUUUGAUGAACAUUUGGAAUCCUUCAACGGGUCAAAUCUCCAAUAUGAGUUUGCCGAAUCCUCCUGCCUUUCCGUAUAGAACAUACUACACCAAUGUAUAUUGUCAGGCGAGACAGAGCAUUUUGUAUUUCGGUGGUGUUGGUUCAACGAUUGUCAUGGCCUAUGUGACAGAGUUCCGACCAAAGCAGGGGACGUUCACUACGCUGAACAGUCCGACGAGCAAUGAGAUAUUCAUCCUCGACAUCCCCACUCUGACUUGGAGUUCUGGUAGUCCUAGUCCUCAGCCCCAGGUGUAUGCUGCCUGCGCUAUUGCCGGAGACCAGUUCAUUGUCUGGGGUGGGCUCUAUUCUGACACCCAGAUAGCCUCUACAGAUGUGCACAUCUACAACAUAACAUCCAAUACCUGGAUCAAUCAAUACACAGCACCAGCAGCCUACCAAAGUCUGAACGUACCACCAAUACCCAAUGUCAAAUCAACGACCAUAUCAUCAGGACCUUCCGGGACAGGAUCAGCAAAUCCUUCCCUAGUAUCUGAAACGGGAACAGGUCAAUCCUCGGACGUUGGUGGCAUUGUUGGUGGAGUCGUCGGAGGUUUGGCUGUGAUUGCAGCUAUUGCAGGAUUUCUAUUCUACCGACGACGACGGAUUCACCGAGUACCCUCUCCUUCGGAUCCGGUUAGGAUCGUCGAUAAGGAAGUGAUCGAGACUAGAGAUUCCAGUCCCAAGCCAGGAAACAGUAGCGGACUACGGGAGAUUAAAAAGCACAGUCCUCAGGCCAUUACGAUCGAAGGAGCACGUAUACCAGACCGGUACCAAGGCCCACAGGCUCUCGCUAGCGAAUCAAACAAUUCGAGCCACUCGCUCGAUAUGAGAUUGAAAGGGAUCGACAAUCAGCUUCAACAUUUGGAACUCCAACGACUACACCUGAUCCUGGAAGAGCAAAAGGCUCAACUUCGAAUGGAAAACUCGAGACAAAACCCUCAAACCUUCUCAUAG
Molecule: messenger RNA, 1551 nt
Organism: Linnemannia hyalina
Lineage: Eukaryota; Fungi; Mortierellomycota; Mortierellomycetes; Mortierellales; Mortierellaceae
Source: the annotation of a GenBank genome assembly